GCGACGGGUGCCGCGAAGAAUGAAAUUAAAAAAAUACGUGCAAUGUCAAAAACAUCGAGGCAAGCGGAAUUGAAAAGACUGAGAAUUGCUCAAGAGAUACAACGAGAACAGGAAGAAAUAGACGUAAAGAUCAAAGAUCUGGAAACGCGCGGCGUAGAAAUCGAGAAGGAGCUCCGGGGCGAGAGUGAAACUCUCAAGAACAGCAACGCCACCAAUCUCGGUGCUAACGAUGACGGGCUGGUAAAGGAAUGGUUAGAAAUCAUGAGCAGCAUCACGCGGCUGAAGGUACGGGACGAUGAGCUGAGCAUACGGCAGCAGGAACUGCAGCUCGAACAUCGGCACGCGCAACUGAAGGAGGAGCUCAACAUGCGGUUGUCAUACGGCAAGCUAGAUAAGAACUCUUCGGACGUUGCGGCGGAGGGUGCGAUCCUGAACGAGAUGCUGGAAAUAGUCGCCAAACGGCAAGCGCUACGACCAUCGCCCGAUACGAAGGCGACUGCUGCCGCCGUUGCGGCGGUUGCUGCCGGUGCGAGCUUAUCCAACCCGACCACAACCACCUUCACUGCCCGGAUGCCUAAAGAUACUGAUAUAUAA
Anopheles maculipalpis is the source of this 594-nucleotide messenger RNA. RefSeq names its product F-actin-monooxygenase Mical-like. NCBI's taxonomy places the organism in Eukaryota, Metazoa, Arthropoda, Insecta, Diptera, Culicidae. The record is from RefSeq and is a predicted model, not a curated record. The coding region runs from base 43 to 594 and encodes 183 amino acids. The transcript is spliced from 5 exons.